Molecule: messenger RNA, 2789 nt
Organism: Musa acuminata subsp. malaccensis (wild Malaysian banana)
Lineage: Eukaryota; Viridiplantae; Streptophyta; Magnoliopsida; Zingiberales; Musaceae
Product: cleavage stimulation factor subunit 77
Biological process (GO): mRNA 3'-end processing
Cellular component (GO): nucleus
Molecular function (GO): protein binding; mRNA binding
Source: RefSeq, a predicted model, not a curated record
AGCAAGAUUUGGCGAAGCGAUCGACGGAGGGUCGUUUCCGGCUCCGCCCCCUCUCGGUCGCUCCGUGGGAUGCGGGAAAGUUCACGCUUUCUGGUGCCCCCUUCCCUCCGCUCUUCAAUCUCCAACCGUGCUCUUCGGCUCCGUCUCGUCGCUGUUGGAUCUUCGAAACCCUCGCCAAGGGUUUCCGGCCUUUGAUCGCACCAAGAACAACGAGUCCGUGUAUACUCCCAUCUUGCCGUCUGUUCCUCUAUUGGAACCGAAGUUCUGGGAUCUUUUGCUCUAGACAAGCACCAGAGAGCGAUGACCGAGGAGCCCAAGAAAGGCGAUGAUAACGCCACUACCGACAUAUACAAUGUCGAAGCUGCCGAAAUUCUUGUGAAUGAGGCCCAGGCUCUUCCUAUCACCGAGGCGGCUCCAAUCUAUGAGCAGCUCCUUUGUACAUUUCCCACGGCUGCAAAAUACUGGAAGCAAUAUGUGGAGGCAUACAUGGCUAUCAACAAUGAUGAAGUUACAAAACAAAUUUUCAGUCGGUGUUUAUUGAAUUGUCUUCAAAUAUCUCUUUGGCGGUGUUACAUUAGCUUUAUAAAGAAAGUAAAUGAGAAGAAGGGACUUGAGGGUGUAGAGGAAACCAAGAAAGCUUUUGAUUUCAUGCUGAACUAUGUUGGAUACGAUAUUGCUUCUGGACCUGUAUGGUUGGAGUACAUUGCUUUCUUGAAGUCAUUGCCAGCUAAGACAGCUCAAGAAGAAUCACAUCACAUGACUUCUGUAAGGAAAGCCUACCAAAGAGCAAUUGUAACUCCAACUCAUAAUGUAGAACAGCUCUGGAAAGACUAUGAAAACUUUGAGAACUCUGUUAGUCGCACGUUGGCAAAAGGGCUUUUAUCUGAAUAUCAACCAAAGUUUAAUAGUGCCAAGGCUGUAUACAGAGAGCGGAAAAAAUAUGUUGAUGAAAUUGACUGGAAUAUGCUUGCUGUGCCUCCAACCGGCUCUUACAAGGAAGAGCAACAAUGCAUGGCUUGGAAAAGACUUCUGAUUUUUGAGAAAGGGAACCCACAAAGGAUCGACACUGCAUCUGCCAAUAGACGGAUUACCUUCACGUAUGAGCAGAGUCUCAUGUAUCUCUAUCAUUAUCCUGAUCUGUGGUAUGAUUAUGCUACAUGGCAUGCAAAUAGUGGUUCUGUGGAUUCUGCAAUUAAAAUUUUUCAGCGGGCUUUGAAGGCUGUUCCUGAUUCUGAAUUACUGAAAUAUGCAUAUGCGGAACUAGAAGAAUCUCGGGGUGCAAUUCAGCCUGCCAAGAAAAUAUACGAGAGUCUUCUUGCUAGCAGUUCUAAUUCAAUGUCUCUAGCUCACAUUCAGUUUAUUCGAUUCUUAAGGAGAACCGAAGGUGUUGAAGCAGCUCGGAAGUACUUCUUGGAUGCUAGAAAAUCACCAAGCUGUACAUAUCAUGUCUUUGUUGCUUAUGCUAUGAUGGUCUUUUGUGUCGACAAGGACCCAAAGGCUGCACACAACAUCUUUGAAGCUGGAUUAAAGAAAUUCAUGAAUGAACCUGGUUACAUUCUUGAAUAUGCAGAUUUUUUAUGUCGUUUAAAUGAUGAUAGAAAUGUACGUGCUCUAUUUGAGCGGGCUUUGAGUUCACUUCCUCCAGAGAAGUCUGUGGAGAUAUGGAUAAGAUUUUGUCAAUUUGAGCAAACAUAUGGAGAUCUGACCAGCAUGUUGAAGGUUGAACAAAGAAAGAAGGAAGCUUUAACUAGAUCAGUUGAGGAAGGUUCCACAGUAUUGGAGAAUACUUUAUAUGAUGUCAUCUCACGUUAUAGCUUCAUGGAUCUUUGGCCAUGUUCGCCAAAAGAUCUGGAUCAUUUGGCAAGACAGGAGUGGCUUGUAAAAAACAUCAACAGAAAGGUUGACAAGUCAAAUCUACUACAUGGAGCUAAUAUCACCGAGAAAGGUUCUGUUGGAUUAACAACAAAUUCCAAGGUUUUGCUGCCUUCUGCAAAGGUUGUUUAUCCGGAUACUGCCAGAAUGGUUAUAUAUGAUCCAAGGCAAACUUUAGGAUCUGAAGCUGCUUCCACAUCUGCAUCUGGUUCAAGUCUCGUCGGUAGUGGUCUAAAAGCAUUUGAUGACAUCCUGAAAGUAAUUUCACCUACCUUAAUGGCUUUCAUCACAAACAUGCCUGCUGUUGAAGGACCAUCUCCAGAUAUAGACGUGGUUUUAUCUAUUUUGCUACAGAGCUCUAUACCAACAGGACAGACUGGAAAACCAGCCACUUCUCUUCAGCAAAUGCCUGGUGGUCCAGGACCUACCACGAGUGACCAUUCGGGCUCUAUCAAGACACGAAUGAACAAUGGACCACCUCACAGGCUUCCUAGAGAUGGACAUUCAGGCAAAAGAAAAGAUCUUGACAGGCAAGAAGAUGAUGAAUCGACGACCGUGCAGAGUCGGCCACUUCCGAGAGAUGUUUUUAGACUCAGACAAAUGCACAGAAGCCGAGGUCGGAGCACUUCGCAGACGGGUUCAGCUGCAUCCGGUGGAAGUGCAUUCUCGGGCGACCAAUCGGUUAGCACUGACUAACAAAAUAUAUUGAACAUGCAGACGUUAUCUUGACACACCUUCAAUUGAGGAAUCGUAAUGGUUUUUCUCUUUCUAUAUAACCCGAAUUAUGUUUCUUUUCUGGACAACUUUUCCUUUUGGCCUGUACGCAUCAAUUCAUGUAUAUAUCGUUGUAAGGUUUGAAAAUGGCUUAUUUGCCAUUACAAUUUUUAAACCUCUACAUGUAGCGCAUUCGUUCAAAA